This is a messenger RNA of Trematomus bernacchii (emerald rockcod), 8192 nucleotides long. RefSeq names its product fibronectin 1b (gene fn1b). Bases 176 to 7567 code for a protein of 2463 amino acids. NCBI's taxonomy places the organism in Eukaryota, Metazoa, Chordata, Actinopteri, Perciformes, Nototheniidae. Gene Ontology annotation, molecular function: proteoglycan binding; integrin binding. Gene Ontology annotation, cellular component: extracellular region. Gene Ontology annotation, biological process: heart development; cell-substrate junction assembly; nervous system development. The transcript is spliced from 46 exons. The record is from RefSeq and is a predicted model, not a curated record.
UUCUGUUCGGCCUGGUGCACCAGCUGCGAGGAGGCAGCUAGGAGCAGAGAGUAAAACAAAUCAGAUCUCUCCAAGCUAAACUUUAGUUCUGCACGCGCUUCUUUUGCAAAACUUGCUUCGUUAACUUGCUUCGUUUUUUUUCUUCUUAACCUUGAAGUUCUUACUUUUCCACAAAAUGACCGGUGGCCCGCUGACAGGGUUGCUGGUUGCGCUGUGCGUCAGCAGCGCAGUCCACGGAUUGCCAAAAAAGAGCAAAAGACAAUCCGGCCAACAUCAGGUGUAUCCAGAGUUCCGGGAUGCAGCCGCCGUUACUACAGUCGGCUGUGAGGAGAAUGGUCGCUCAUACAGACUGGACGAGCAGUGGGACAAACCCUACCUCGGCAGUACACUGGUGUGCACCUGCAAUGGAGCAGCAGGCAUCAAGUGUAAAUCGAAACCUGAAGUGGAGGAGUCCUGUUAUGAUAAGUACAAUGCCCAGUCAUACCGGGUGGGUGAAACCUACGAGAGGGCAAAGGAUGCGAUGAUAUGGGACUGUACCUGUAUCGGUUCUGGACGUGGAAAGAUCAGCUGUACCAUUGCAAAUCGAUGCCAUGAAGGUGGGAGCUCUUAUCAAAUCGGGGACACUUGGAAGAGGCCUCACGAGACGGCUGACUACAUGCUGGAGUGUGUGUGUCUUGGAAAUGGAAAAGGAGAGUGGACCUGCAAACCUGUGGCCGAGCGCUGCUACGACAACAACGUGGCAUCAUCAUACAUCGUGGGGGAGACCUGGGAGAAGCCAUACCAAGGCUGGAUGAUGCUCGACUGCACCUGUCUAGGAGAGGGAAAUGGACGCAUCACAUGCACCUCAAGGAACCGUUGCAACGACCAGGAAACCAGGAUGUCCUACCGUAUCGGAGACUCAUGGAAAAAAGCGGACGCAAGUGGACACAUCCUGCAGUGUCAGUGCUUAGGAAAUGGUCGCGGAGAGUGGAAGUGUGAGAGACACAACGCAGUCCGAACCUCAGGUGCUGUCGUGUUGACCCCCGACCAUUCGUUGACUCUGCAGCAGCCUGAGCCCCCCAUUGAGGGGACGUGCCGCACCGACUCUGGAGCCACCUACUACGAUGGACAGCGCUGGUUCAGAAGCCAGGGCAGCACGCAGAUGCUCUGCACCUGUCUGGGCAACGGAGUGAGCUGCCAGGAGUGGGAGUCCAGGAAGCAGGAAUACGGUGGCAACUCUGACGGCCAGCCAUGUGUGUUCCCGUUUGUCUUCAUGGAAAGGACCUUCUAUUCCUGCACCUCAGACGGACGCACGGAUGGACAGCUCUGGUGCUCGACAACCUCAGACUAUGAGAAAGACCAGCAGUACUCUUUCUGUACUGAGAAGAAUGCCGUUGUGGGAACCCGAGGUGGAAACUCCCAUGGUGCCUUGUGCCACUUCCCCUUCCUCUAUAGCGGCCGCAACUACACCGACUGCACCUCUGACGGGCGACGUGAUAGCAUGAGGUGGUGUGGCACCACCCACGACUACGACACAGAGCAGCGCUUUGGAUUCUGCCCCAUGGCCGCCCAUGAGGAAUUAUGUACCACCAACGAUGGAGCCAUGCACCGUGUAGGCGACAAGUGGGACAAACGCCAUGAUGUCAUGGGUCACAUGAUGGAAUGCACAUGCCUGGGCAAUGGCCGCGGGGAGUGGAGCUGUGUCGCUCACUCACAGCUGAGAGAUCAGUGUAUUGUUGAUGGCCUGAACUAUGAUAUAAACCAGGAUUUCUCCAAGCGCCACGACGAGGGCUACAUGAUGAACUGCACCUGCUAUGGACAGGGACGUGGUCGCUGGAAGUGUGAUGCUAUCGAUCAGUGCCAGGAGCCACAAACCAGGGCCUUUCACCAGACCGGAGACACAUGGGAGAAAUCCAUCCAUGGCAUCAACUACCGCUGUUAUUGCUAUGGCAACGGGGUUGGAGAGUUGAGAUGUGAACCCCAGCAGACCUACCAAGAUGGCCACAGACCUGUGCAGGUGAUCAUCACAGAGGCAGGAAAACAGCCAGACUCCCAUCCCAUUCAGUGGAACCCACCUUCAUCUGUGCAAAUUACCCAGUACAUCCUCAAAUGGAGAAUUAAAAGUACCCGUUCACCCUGGAGAGAGGUCAACGUCCCCGGCCACCUUCAAUCGUACACCAUCAGCGGGCUGCGUCCAGGCAUCACUUACGAGGGUCAGCUGAUCAGCAUCCUGCGCUACGGACGCCGCGAGGUCACACGCUUUGAUUUCACCACCACCCACGGUUCCUUGGAAACAUCGGAGGGAGAGACGACCGCACCUCCUGCAGUGGUGGACACUUCUGAGUCCGUGACAGAAAUCACCUCCAACAGCUUCGUUGUGUCCUGGACAUCUGCGUCUGCCACCAUCUCUGGCUUCAGGGUGGAGUACGAGCUCAGUGAGGACGGGGCCAAGCCCAAAGUCCUUGAUGUUCCUCGCACGGCCUCCUCUCUCACCAUUGGUGACCUCCUGCCAGGACGCAGAUACAACGUCAACGUCUACGAACUCCCGAAUCAGGGACAGCCAAACCUCAUCCUGACGACCUCCCAGACUACAGCUCCUGACUCCCCGGCUCAGCAUGUGGUCGAUGAGGUGAGAGAGUCCUCCAUCCGAAUCAGCUGGACGAGGCCUCAGGCUCCUAUCACUGGUUACCGUGUGGUGUACACUCCAUCUCUGGAAGGCAGCAGCACUGAGCUGAACUUACCCGACUCCGAGACCUCCGUGACCCUGGCUGACCUUCGCCCCGGUCACCUCUACAACAUCAGCAUCUAUGCCGUGGAGGAGGACCAGGAGAGUGAGCCUGUUUUUGUACAGGUCAACACCGCUGGAUCCCCUCUCCCAGAGGAGGUCCCGGCUCCCACAGACCUGACGUUCUACGAGGUUUCAGACAUGAAGAUCAGCAUCACCUGGACCGGUCCACCCAGCGAGGUGACCGGUUACAGGGUCCACUUCACCCCCGUUGCUCCCGAUGGCUCUGAGACGAGGGUCCUGCAGUUGCCUCCUUCACCCAACGCAUAUGCCGAUAUAACCCAUCUCCAGCCAGGAACAGUGUACCGCUUCUACAUCUACGCCAUGAAUGGUGGAUCGGAGAGCCAGCCUCUUGUGGCAGAAAAGUCUACCAAACCUGAUUCGCCCACCGAUGUGCGUUUUACUGACAUCAGGCCCGAUAGUGCCGUGGUCAUCUGGGAGGCUCCCCGUGCCAUCGUCAGUGGUUACCGCCUCUACCUGAGCAUUGAAGGAUCCAGCCCCAUAGAGAAGAGGAUCCCUGGCAGGGUCACCCAGUUCCCUUUGAGGAACUUACGCCCAGAAACCCAGUACACUGCCACCCUGCACUCUGACCUGGACAAUGACCUCAGCGAGGGUGUCACUACAUAUUUUACCACCGCUCCCCAGAUGGGAAAUAACCCUGCUUUCAGCACUGAGGUCACUGAUACCUCUAUCAUCGUGACCUGGAUACCUGUCCGCAGGUUUAGCUACAAGCUGUCUGUGCUCCCCAGUGUGGAAGGCGAGUCUCCCAGAGAAGAGACCUCUGAAACUGGAAGUGUUUAUAUUCCCGGGCUGAUCCCUGGAACUCAGUACAUCUACAGCGUGCAGCCCAUCUUCAACGGACGCAACCGUGGAAACCCUAUUACCCGCACCGUUGUGACUUCCCUGUCUCCCCCCACUGACCUCAGAGUACAGUCCAACUCAAUCACAGGAGAUCUCGUUGUCUACUGGGUAGCUUCCAAAACCCCAGGCAUCACAGGAUACAGAGUGACGAGCACACCUACCGACGGCCAGCGAGGAAACACCCUGGAAGAGUUACUCCGAGCUGAUCAAACCUCAUUUAUGCUGGAGAGUCUGAAUCCGGGUGCUGAGUACAACAUCAGUGUCUUCAGUACCAAGGGCCAUUUGGAAAGUGUGCCUGUCUCCACAAUUGUCACACCAGACAUCCCCACACUGAGACACAUUGACUUUGUCGACAUUACUGACACCACCAUUGGCCUGCGUUGGAUCCCUCAGAACUAUCCAACCACUUUUUACAAGAUAACCGUAGUGACCUCAGGCGAGAGCUUGCCAAUUUCUCAAGAUAUGGCGCAAGCAUCUGCUGGUUAUUACACGGUUCGUGGUCUGGAGCCGGGUGUGGACUAUGACAUCAGUAUCGUCACUGUUGCAGAGGAGGGGGAAAGCGAGCCGACCACAUAUACAAAGCAAACGCAUGCUGCCAUUCCAGCUCCCACCAACCUGCAAUUUACAGGGGUUGGUCCUGACAACAUUAGGGUGACAUGGACAGUUCCCCAUGCUGCCACAGCCAGCGACAUCUCUCGGUUCAUCAUCCGUUACCACCCUGUAGCCACAGACGAUGACAUCAAGGAGGUUAAUGUUGGCGGAGCCACCAACACCUUCCUUCUGGAGAACCUGCUGCCCAACACUGAGUACAGUAUCAGUGUUGUAUGUGUGUACGGGGAGCGAGUGAGUGAACCAGCCACAGGAACUCAGAGGACAACUCUGGACUCCCCUACUGGCUUGGACUUCUCAAACAUUGGCACCAACUCCUUCACCGUUCACUGGCUGGCUCCGACCGCUAGUAUCACAGGUUACCGCAUCCGCUAUUCAAAAACGAGUGGUGGGCGGCCGAAAGACGAGAAGCUUCCCCCGACCAGGAACUUCUUCACUUUGACUGCAUUGACACCAGAGACAGAGUAUCUGGUAUAUGUGUAUGCUGUCAGCCGCGAUCAGGAAAGUCAGCCUCUGACUGGCACACAGGCCACCAUCUCAGAUGCUCCAACAGAGCUGGAAGUAACAUCAUCCACCCCGUCCACCAUCACUAUCCGCUGGGAGGCCCCCUCUGUCUCUGUGAAGAACUACAAGAUCAGCUAUGAAGACACAAGUGGCGAGGCUCCCCAAGAGUUUAUAAUCCCCGGCACUCAGACUACUACCACCAUCACCCGUCUGUCACCAGGCACUGACUACACCAUCACGGUCUUUGCUGUUACAGGAAGGGGGGACAGCCCCUCCUCCAGCACCCCGGUCUCCAUCAUGCACAAGACUGAUACCGAGCCCCCCACUGACAUGAGACUGACAGAAGUGACUGACAACGCCCUCACAGUGCGCUGGUCUCCUGCUCAGGGACCAAUCAGAGGCUACAGAGUCACUAGUGUCCCCAAGAAUGGCCUGGGACCCUCUUAUACUGAGGUGGUGGCUCCUGAUCAAACUCAGAUGACGUUCUCCGGUCUCAUGCCCACUGUGGAGUAUGUUGUGAGUGUCUAUGCGCUGGGCAAUGAUGGACAACCCUCCUCCCCUGUGGUGGAUAAUGCUAUCACUGCUAUGGACCGUCCCAAGGACUUGACCUUCUCUGAGAUAGACUCCAACUCCAUGCGCAUCACUUGGGACAGUCCAGACGGCACGGUGACAUCAUACCGUGUCCUGUACUCCAGCUCAGAGGAGAUCGAGAGGGAGCUGCGUCCAGCACCCAGAGGUGACCAGGACACUGUGUUGCUGAGAAACCUUCACCCCGGGACAGAGUACACCGUCAAAGUCAUUGCCCUACAUGGUCGCACCCCCAGCACACCAUUGGUGGGAACCCAGGCCACAGUGAUCCCUGCUCCAACCAACCUAGUGAUAACAGAGAUCAGUCCCUCCACCUUCACUGUAUCAUGGCGCGCGCCCAAUGCACGCCUCUUAGGCUACCGUGUGGUCGUCAACCCGAAGAACAUCAAUGGCCCCACCAAAGAGAUGAACGUUGCGCCCGACACCACGCGUGUUGUUGUACCAGGCCUCAUGGUGGCCACCACAUACCAGAUACAUGUCUACGCCCUGAAGAACUCUGUCACCAGCAGACCGCUGGAGGGCGAGGCCACCACACUGCAAGAUGUCAGUCCUCCUCGACGUGUGCGUAUCUCUGAUGUGAAGGAUACUUCUUUCACACUGACAUGGCGCUCCAAGGUGGAAACCAUCACUGGUUACCUUAUUGAAGCAUCGCCCAGUGGCUCCCACCCCACCAUCAGAAAGACCAUCCCAGGAGAUUCAAACGAUUACACUCUGACAGGUCUCCAGCCCAGCACCACCUACUCUGUUAACCUGUAUACUCUGAAUGGCAAUACACAGAGUGACCCAAUUAAUGUCACCAUUCAAACAGCUGCACCGGUGGUCCAGGCUCCCACGGCCCUUCAGUUCACAUCUUUGACCCCCACCUCCAUCUCCUUCACCUGGCAGCCUCCUGCCACACAGAUCACAGGAUACUACGUCACCUACGAGGUGUCAGGAGGAGCACCACGAGAGCUCAUCCCAAGACCCCACCCGGGGCAGAACUACGCCACCAUUUCUGGCCUGAGACCAUCCACAGAGUACAUCAUUAAGAUCAUUGCCAUCCAGAACACACAGAGGAGCACACCUCUGGCGGGCAAAAUCAGGACUCAACCAGAGUCCUUGCUUCCCCUGCCUCUACCCCACCGCCCAGGAGGUUAUGAUGACAGGCUGGAUGUGCCUGAACCUGAGUUUGACGACACAGUCCAGGUAGUGGGCAACAAUGGCCAGGAUGGGAAUAGUGGUCAGAGCCAGACUGUGGAGUACACAGAGUACAACAACAACAACAACGGAGACAACAGAAAUAAUGGUAGGGGUGGCUAUCCACUGUCCCCCUAUGGGCAAGCUCGUGAGCCCCUGGUCUUUGUGCCCCUUCCUGAUGCAGAGGGCCGCAGACUGCCCAUACUGAAGCUCAACGUGCCCAUCGGCACCACGUUUGGAAACGAGACCGGAGUUCCACAGGAAGCCCAAACUCAGACCACUCUUUCCUGGAAGCCUUACAAGCAGAGCAACGCCUACAUAGUGUCCUGCCAUCCCCUCACUCAUCUUAACGAGAAGAUGUUCCAGGUCCGCCUGCCAGGCACAGCCACCACUGCGACCCUGAUAGGACUGUCCCCCGAUGCCAACUACAAUGUGAUCGUGGAGGCUCUGAUGGGGGCGCUCAAACACAAGAUACUGGAGCAGGUUGUCACUGCUGGAAACACAAUCGCAGAGGGAGUGCCCUCCGAUAAGGACUCCUGUUAUGAUGCCUUUACUUCAACCUACCAUGAUGUUGGCAGUGAAUGGGAGCGGAUGUCAGAGACAGGCUUCAAGCUGUGGUGCACCUGCCUGGGAAUGGGGAGCGGCCACUUCAGAUGUGAUUCAUCAAAGUGGUGCAAUGACAAUAACAACAACUAUCGCAUUGGAGAGAAGUGGGAACGCCGCCACGAAAACGGUCAAUUAUUGAGCUGCACUUGCUUGGGAAAUGGCAAAGGAGAGUACAAGUGUGAACCACAUGAGUCGGUGUGCUACGAUGAUGGCAAAACUUACCAGUUGGGAAACCAGUGGCAGAAGGAGUACCACGGGGCCAUCUGCACCUGCACAUGCUUUGGAGGACAGCAGGGCUGGAGAUGUGAUAACUGCCGCAGACCAGGUGGUGAUGUGGAUGCCAGUCCGCUGCAGCCUGUUAGAAUGGGCAACACAGUACGCCACAUCCAGUGCCCCAUUGAGUGCUUCCAACCGGCCUUGCUGGCAGACGCACACGUUCCUCUAAAUCCUCUGGAGUAAAGGACCGGACAUCUGAUUGGAUCCCCAACCUCCCAUUCUCUGCACUGUCUCACAUUUUAGAAGCCAUGCUGUCUGCGACUAAACUAACUGCCCAAUGAUUAGCCAAAGACUGCCCUGCUUCCUGGUCAGAGUGAUUCGCCUCUAAAGCCAUUCUCUUCACUGUUGAGUCUCUAAAGUCACUCGCUAUUGGAAAAUGAAGACUCUCGCCAUUUUCUUUUUGUAUUCCAUUCCCCUCCAUACUUCUGUCAGAUUUAUAUACUUUUCAAAUUGACAUGUUUUACAUUUUAAUAUUCAGAAACACUUCCUAAUCAAAGAGCAGAAAUAGUCUGAAAGUAAGCACUGUGUUAAAGAAUGUCAAUGUAGUUAUUAACAAUGUUUAAAUUGUCCAUGAAAAUGUGCUUUUUUUGUAGCCCUUCUGUUACUGAGGGCUCGCACUGUGUGUGAUUGACACAUUCUGAUUCCUAAUGUCUUUUUACUAAUGUUUCCUUUUAAUAUCAACGUGUGAAUGUGCGGGAACUGCGAUGUGAGAACUCUUCUAUUUUUGUACUUUGUUGUCCGUGCCUACCUUUUGACAAAAAUAAGACCCUUAUUUUAAUAAAGCUGGAGAGAUCCUGAAACCUAACAA